Chelmon rostratus (copperband butterflyfish) is the source of this 2656-nucleotide messenger RNA. RefSeq names its product cholinergic receptor, nicotinic, alpha 9a (gene chrna9a). The transcript is spliced from 7 exons. Lineage: Eukaryota; Metazoa; Chordata; Actinopteri; Chaetodontiformes; Chaetodontidae. Bases 159 to 1817 code for a protein of 552 amino acids. The record is from RefSeq and is a predicted model, not a curated record. Gene Ontology annotation, cellular component: postsynaptic membrane; neuron projection; synapse. Gene Ontology annotation, molecular function: acetylcholine-gated monoatomic cation-selective channel activity; transmembrane signaling receptor activity. Gene Ontology annotation, biological process: regulation of membrane potential; nervous system process; signal transduction.
GAGCUUCUGACAGGAUGUAAGAUUUCGAGAAUUUUCUGUGGUCUCGGCUCGCUCAGCCUCAGCGGGGCAGAAUGGAGAUCAGAAUAGAGUGACGCGCUGGAUUUGGACCCAAGCUGUCUCAACGACUGCUUUGCUGAAUAAUUGAUCCCCGGUUGAAAAUGAGGAAGGCAUUGCUGAUUGUUUGGAUCAGCCUUUUGGUGCAAGUGUCCCAAAGUGCUCAGGGUCAUUAUGCCCGCAAGCUUCUGAAUGACCUGAUGGAGGACUACUCCAACGCUCUGAGACCUGUAGAGGACACAGACAAAGCCCUCAAUGUCUCUCUGCAGAUCACCCUGUCCCAGAUCAAAGAUAUGGAUGAGAGGAACCAGGUGCUGACCACAUACCUGUGGAUUAGGCAGGUCUGGCACGAUGCAUACCUGAAGUGGGACAAGGAGGACUAUGAUGACCUUGAGAUGAUCAACAUCCCCAGCGACCUGGUUUGGAAGCCGGACAUCGUCCUCUACAACAAAGCAGAUGAGGAGUCUGCAGAUGCAUCCAGCACUAAUGUAAAGCUGCGUUAUAAUGGAGAGAUCAUCUGGGACUCUCCAGCCAUCACAAAGAGCACAUGCGUGGUGGACGUCUCCUACUUCCCCUUCGACUGGCAGCAGUGCAACCUGACCUUUGGCUCCUGGACCUACAACGGCAACCAGGUGGACAUCAGUUUGGGCAUGGACAGCGGUGACCUAUCCGACUUCGUGGAGAACGUGGAGUGGGAAUGUCACGGCAUGCCAGCAGUUAGAAACGUCAUGAUGUACGGCUGCUGCUCCGACCCUUACACCGAAAUCACCUACACCCUGCUCUUGAAGCGCCGCUCCUCGUUCUACAUCUUCAACCUGCUCCUGCCCUGCUUCCUCAUCUCGUUCCUGGCCCCGCUGGGUUUCUACCUGCCGGCCGACUCGGGGGAGAAGGUUUCCCUGGGGGUCACAGUGCUGCUGGCGCUCACUGUGUUCCAGCUGCUGGUGGCUGAGAGCAUGCCUCCUGCAGAAAGCAUGCCCUAUAUAGGGAAGUACUACAUAGCCACCAUGACUAUGAUCACAGCCUCCACCUCUCUCACAAUCUUCAUCAUGAACAUUCAUUUCUGUGGUGCUGAGGCCAAGCCGGUCCCUCACUGGGCUAAGGUGCUCAUCAUAGACUACAUGUCCAAAAUCUUCUUCGUCUACGAGGUGGGGGAGAACUGCACCACGCCUCAGAGCGAGAGGACCCCACUGUACCCUGAAGAACCCAUGAGUGAUAAGGCUAGCUACCUCGAUGACCGUUUCCACGACAUCUACCAUCAUGAAAGUGACCCGUACAAGUACAGCAACGGCCAUGGCGUGCAUCAUCACAACAAGGAUCACAAAAGCCAGGCGAAUGGCAACGCCAACAGCAGCCGUCACCAUUACAACAACCACAACAACCACGCGUCCAGACUGGAGAGGGGUGAGAGGAAGCGAGAGUCCACACAGCACUACCACCACAUCAGGAGGGAUGAACUGGAUUACCAGGCCCAACUUCAUCCACGAAACCUCCAGCACCUGAAUGGAGGGCUGAAGGAGCAGCUCCUCUUUCCCACGGAGAAACUACAGGUUCCAGCCUGCCCCUGCUGCUGCCCCUGCGCUCAACAUAAACAGGUGGUGAAGAACAUCCAGUUCAUCGCCAACUGCUUCCGUGAGCAGAGAGCUACUUGUGUCAAGGCAGCAGAGUGGAAGAAGGUUGCCAAGGUGAUGGAUAGGUUUUUCAUGUGGAUCUUCUUCGUCAUGGUCUUCCUAAUGAGCAUCCUCAUCAUCGCCAAGGCAUCGUGACAGCCUCCCAACACUCGUGCUUCGUCAUUGCUGGACCCCAGAGUUACCCAAGAGUCACCUCAUUUUUACUUUGAUGCAACACCAGAUACAUCAAAACUGCUUUGUCUACAAAGAAACUGCAUGUGAUACGUCAGUAUUGUGUGUGCGUGUAUUUGUGUGUGUGCAUGUGUGACAUAAAGAGUGCAAGGUCAUGGCACAGAAAUCAUCCAUGUAAAUUCAUCACAGCCUCUUGGUUAGUUAAUGUCAGGUGUGCUUGCAUGUGUGACGGAGCAGUGGAGCAGUAAGACAAUCCAGGCCUCGCCUUGAACAUGCAUGGACUCUCCAUUAUUGAUGAGCUUACAGCUAGACAUCCAGCCAUAGGCAUUACAUUACUUACAUUACGUUUAAGGCAACCAGAUGAUGCUGUUUCCAGAGUCAGUUACAAUGAGAGCGUCAGCAGAAUAAAUGUAAACACUUACGAAACAGCCUAAAUAUGGUCAAAAAGAGGGCAAAUCCCAUCAACUUCCUUACACUGGUCAUAGUGGAAAAGCAUGCAAGGUGUUAAGAUAUUAGAUGAAACGGUGAAUGUUUACCUUUCAAAAAGAUCCCUCAAUUUUUGACACAAUAUUCAGACCUUAAAGCCUACCUCCUCCAGAGCAUUAAUGGUGGACAUACUGUACCUAAUUUAAUGCUUUGCUCAUUGGUCCAUACUGUCCCAGCAGUUUACAUUAUUGUCCAAAUCUAAUUUGUUGUAUCAUUGUCAUGGAUACAUUUUACAAAACUGUCCAUUUCUGUGUUUUUUCUUUUUGGUUUUUUUUGCAUAUAAUAUCUCUUUUCAUCGCUUCAUACUUUUUCUGUGA